Telopea speciosissima is the source of this 2893-nucleotide messenger RNA. RefSeq names its product putative ion channel POLLUX-like 2. The transcript is spliced from 24 exons. Gene Ontology annotation, biological process: monoatomic ion transport. The record is from RefSeq and is a predicted model, not a curated record. Lineage: Eukaryota; Viridiplantae; Streptophyta; Magnoliopsida; Proteales; Proteaceae. Bases 54 to 2678 code for a protein of 874 amino acids.
CCACACCACCCCACCCAACAACAACACGCAGGCAUACAGAGACUCUCGGAAAGAUGAGCAAUCAGUUGCAAUGCUUAAAUUCUUGGACUUCACCUCGCAUUUCGAGGUUCAACAGAACUUUCUCUUCUUCUUCUACUUCGAAGAGAAAUUUUGUGACAUUACAAUGUCGGUGGAUCCAAAGUGCAGCAUUACAUGUAUACUCCUUUUGGAGACAAUUUGAAGGGAAACAGGAGUCCAGUUCUCAAAGAAUAUGGGCUAAGUUAGGUACUCCUACAUCGUCAACUUCUUUGGAUUUCAGGUUCUUUAAAAAGGACCUCGAAGGUAGUACACAAAGGGAGAGGAAAGAAGGAAAGACACUUGCAACAAUCAAGAGUUCUAAAUUGAGGCAUCCUCAGUGUGUGCAGUAUUCCGGAGCUGAACUCCUUAUAGGAUCUAUAUCAUCAUAUCUCUUGUUCAGACAGAAUUUGUUAACUCCCAUCCAUGCAUUUAUGAAGAUGGUCCAAUGCUUGCUUCCCUAUUUGUCGCGAGCUUUUGAGGCAACAAACUCGCCAUUUGCCUGUAUAUCUAAUUCUAUCAACAAACCUACACCUCUGCAGUUGGAUGUAUCAUUGCCAUCUUUCCAAGAUGUUAAGUGGAGCCUUGCACGGUUACUUUAUUUAUUUAACUUGCAACUUGAGAGAAAUGUGGCCACGAUCUUUGUAGCACUCUUUGUAGCAUGCUUCUCAUUUGUUAUCAUUGGAGGUUUCUUAUUCUUCAAGUUCAGGGGUAACACACAUUCUCUAGAGGAGUGCUUUUGGGAAGCCUGGGCUUGCCUUUGUUCAUCAUCUACUCACUUAAGACAAAGAACACGUGUUGAACGCGUACUUGGUUUUGUGCUUGCUUUAUGGGGUAUAUUAUUUUACUCGCGCUUAUUGGGUACGAUGACAGAACAAUUUAGGAGUAAUAUGCAAAAGAUCAGAGAAGGAGCACAAGUACAAGUUAUGGAGAGCGAUCAUAUUAUCAUUUGUGGUGUAAACAGCCAUCUUAGCUUUAUACUGAAGCAGUUGAAUAAGUAUCAUGAGUUUGCAGUCCGCCUUGGUACUGCUACAGCUAGGAGGCAGAGAAUUCUUCUUUUGUCUGACCUUCCAAGGAAGCAGAUGGACAGGAUUGCUGACAAUAUUGCCAAAGAUCUUAACCAUAUUGAUGUCCUUACAAAGAGUUGCAGUCUAAGCCUGACAAAAUCCUUUGAAAGAGCAGCAGCCAAUAAAGCACGUUCUAUUAUUAUAUUGCCAACAAAGGUAGACAGGUAUGAAGUUGAUACAGAUGCAUUUCUCUCUGUAUUAGCCCUCCAACCCCUUCCAAAAAUUGCUUCUGUUCCCACAAUUGUUGAGGUUUCAAAUUCCAGUACAUGUGAACUUCUGAAAUCAAUUUCUGGGUUGAAGGUGGAGCCAGUCGAAAAUGUUGCAUCGAAAUUGUUUGUUCAGUGCUCUCGGCAAAAAGGCCUCAUAACGAUCUACAGGCACUUGCUUAAUUAUCAGAAAAAUGUAUUUAACCUUUGCAGCUUCCCUAACCUAUCAGGAGUAGACUAUAAGCGUAUAAGGCGUGGAUUUCAAGAGGCAGUUGUUUGUGGUCUUUAUCGGAAUGGGAAGAUAUACUUCCACCCCAAUGACAAUGAAGUGCUGAAGGAAACUGAUAAGGUGUUGUUCAUAUCACCUAUCAAUGGGAAAAGAAAACCACUGGCUGUAUUUUCAGAUAUUGUCAAAGAAGAACGGACGCCUCAAAAACUAGAAAUUCCAGUAAACAUUGGUGAGUCUACAGACUAUGCCUUGGAAGUAAAAAAGGUACGGCAUGAGAAUACUGUGCCGCGGCCUUCUAAAGCAGGUUCCAAGGCUUCAGAUUGGAGUUUAGGACCAAAAGAAUGCAUACUAAUGCUUGGGUGGCGCCAAGAUGUUAGUGAAAUGAUUCAUGAAUAUGAUAAUUAUCUUGGGCCUGGAAGCGUAGUGGAAAUAUUAUCAGAUGUGCCUCUGGAUGAGAGAAAUAAGGCCCCUAAAGUUUCUGGCUACAGUAAACUGAAACACAUCCGCGUUUCUCAUAGGGUGGGAAAUCCCAUGCACUAUGAAACCUUGGAGGAAGAAAUAUUGAAUAUUCAAAACUCUUUUCCAAAUGGAGAGAAUUUUUCAAUUGUUGUAAUAUCAGAUAGAGAGUGGCUUCUUAGAGAUCCAUCCAGAGCAGACAAGCAGUCUGCAUACUCUCUCCUUCUCGCUGAAAAUAUCUGCAACAAACAUGGUGUUAAGGUGCAAAACCUGGUUGCAGAAAUUGUUGACAUGAAAUUGGGCAAACAAAUUGCAAGAAUUAAGCCAUCCCUAACAUACAUUGCAGCAGAGGAAGUAAUGAGCCUUGUAACUGCUCAAGUGGCAGAGAAUGGUGAACUGAAUGAAGUAUGGAAAGACAUUCUUAAUGCAGAGGGAGAUGAAAUAUAUAUAAAGGAUAUUAGCCUUUACAUGAAAGAAGGGGAGAAUCCAUCAUUUUCUGAACUCUCUGAAAGAGCGAAUUUGCGGCGAGAAGUUGCAAUUGGCUAUGUGAAAAAUAAUAAGAAGGUUAUAAAUCCAAAUCCCAAAUCAGAGCCUCUUUCUCUUGGAAUGACAGACUCACUAAUUGUAAUCUCUGAACUUGAGGGGGAACAACCCAUAAUUGUAUAGAUAUACAUUUUAUUCAUUAUUGUUCACUUUUCCUUUUUCAUACUUUCAAAAGCCUUUUUCCUGUUCUCCAUUUUUGGCAGUGUGGUGAUGUGUUCUUGUGAACACAUGAACGAUCCUAGAUUAAAAAACAGAGGUUUUUUCCAGGAUUAUUAAUAAAAUCUGCAGAGAUGUCAACCAAUCAACUACUAAAAUUUUCAGCAAAGUAAAGUUGCUUU